Molecule: messenger RNA, 413 nt
Organism: Caenorhabditis angaria
Lineage: Eukaryota; Metazoa; Nematoda; Chromadorea; Rhabditida; Rhabditidae
Source: the annotation of a GenBank genome assembly
AUGGCUCUAAUGUCUAGCAACCAGUCCUACUCAUGCGGUUGGCACCCAACCUCUGAUUUAUUCUGGCUUUACAAAAACGCGGUGUAUGAGUCAUUGAUCAUUGGAUCAACAAAAUGCUCAUUUGUUGAGAUUUGGCCAACCCACAGCUACGGCAUAUACAUCACAAACGACAGUAAGUUAAACAACACCAACCCUGAACUACAAAACCACCACACCUCAAAUCCCAAUUUUUUCCAGUUUGUGAAUGCCAGGCUUGUGCGGAAACGGAAAACGCUUUUUCCGAUUUUCCGACUUUUUGGGAAAAUUUCGGAAAAAAUACGAGUCGGAAUGCGACGAUUUCAUUGGAUGUUUUUCGUCAGUCCAGUUCCUACUUGGCCACGUCACAUCUGCCACAUCAAUCGUCGAAUUGUUGA